This is a messenger RNA of Dendroctonus ponderosae (mountain pine beetle), 794 nucleotides long. RefSeq lists its product as uncharacterized. The coding region runs from base 186 to 722 and encodes 178 amino acids. Lineage: Eukaryota; Metazoa; Arthropoda; Insecta; Coleoptera; Curculionidae. The record is from RefSeq and is a predicted model, not a curated record. The transcript is spliced from 6 exons.
AGAAUAGUUCAUAGACAGUAACUUUCGACUUACUUAUUACUUGUGUGGUGCAUGUGAAGAUCGCGAGAACCCAAAUUAGAUAUAAAUUCAUGUGAAGUCUUAAAUGUUCCUUUUGAAAAUGUUGGCGGAAGUGGAAAUCCCAGUUAGAACAUUAUGUGCCUAAGAAAUUAUCGCUCUGAACGUUCAUGAAAUACCAAAGAUUUAAGGUCAUGCCACAAAAAAAUCUGCGAAGCGGCUUCAUUUUAUUACUUAUAUCAUUUUAUAUUGUAUCUAAUGUAAAAGGAAACGAUAAAACAUUGCAUAAUGAAGACGAAAAUAUGAUUGAGGAUCAGGAACAAAUUAUUCGGCAACUAUUUAGGAACAAAAGAGCGCUACAGAAACCUGGAUUUUUUCGAACGUUGUUUUCGGUAGUAGGAGAGCAAUACACGGACACCAAGGAUACUUUUAGGAAAGUGAACGACAUGAUUAACGAUAAUUUUCUUCCGGAAAAUGCGCAGAAUGCACCAGUCACAGAAGCUACAACGUCUAAAGAUGUAAAUGCGACUACGACCAUGGCGCCUUAUAAAAUCACUAGAAAUGAAUUCAAUAAAAUUAUCAGGCGCAACCUUAGAGGACUGGUGAGGCUAUUUAACAUCGAGCUGGAGGAUUCUUUAAAACAAUCCAAGAUUACGCAAGCAGAAUAUAAGAAGGAACUGUCGAAAGAGGUGUCAAAGUUUUUGUGAAUAUUAUAUAAUUGUGAUAAGCAGAUAAUAAAGAAAAUUUGAAGUGAUAUUCAAUAUUUGUGCAAAUUGUAA